AUGUACCUCAGCGGUCUAUUCUCCAUCAUUUUGCUCCUCAUUGUGCCUUGGACUGGGACAUAUAAGCCUGUUCUUGAAAAGGGGUCCACGAAACCAGGCACCUGUCCAGAAGAUAAUGCCCUCUGCAGAAGGCAUUAUGAGGCCAAGUGUCAGAGUGAUGAAGAGUGCAGUGGCAAACAGAAAUGCUGCUUCUAUUACUGUCACUUUGAGUGUAAAUAUACAGUUGAAGACAGGUUGUCAGGGAAGCUGGGAACCUGUCCAGUUGUAAUAUAUCAAUGUACCAAGACAAAGCCCCCCGACAAAUGUCACAGGGACAGAGACUGCCUUGGGACUCUGAAGUGUUGCCGAGGCAUUUGCGGCAAGAAGUGUAUUGAUGCUCUGAACCCUGAUGUGCCAAAGCUGGACAAGGAAACAGACUUAGUUGCAGAAUGA
Messenger RNA from Phascolarctos cinereus (koala), 432 nucleotides. Its product is annotated as antileukoproteinase-like. Gene Ontology annotation, cellular component: extracellular region. Gene Ontology annotation, molecular function: serine-type endopeptidase inhibitor activity. Gene Ontology annotation, biological process: antibacterial humoral response; innate immune response. The record is from RefSeq and is a predicted model, not a curated record. Lineage: Eukaryota; Metazoa; Chordata; Mammalia; Diprotodontia; Phascolarctidae.